Dermatophagoides farinae (American house dust mite) is the source of this 3931-nucleotide messenger RNA. RefSeq lists its product as uncharacterized. The record is from RefSeq and is a predicted model, not a curated record. Gene Ontology annotation, molecular function: calcium ion binding. NCBI's taxonomy places the organism in Eukaryota, Metazoa, Arthropoda, Arachnida, Sarcoptiformes, Pyroglyphidae.
CUCAAGUUGUUGUUUCACUUAUUUAUUAAUUAUAAAUAAAUGAACAUAAAUAUACUGUGUUUAUAAUGUUGUCGUUGAAACGGAUGGAUAUUUUCUCAAUCAUUUUUUCUAUUAUUAUUGGAUUAUAUUUGUUCAAUGUUGUUGAAGCUGGCGAUGAAUGUUGUAAAACUGGACAGAUAUUCAGUGGCCGUGAUGAAUGUCAUAUGAUACCGAAUAUCAACAAUGUCGGCAUCGAUCGUAUACAUUGUCUAUUACAGACCACAUAUUGUUGUCUAGAAUCAACAGAUCAAGAUUUUUGUCGACAAAUUGGUUUGAAUUUUAUCAGAAAACGUUUUGUACAAGAUUAUUUAAAAAAUAUUGUCGAUCAACAAAUUGAUGGCCAAACAAUUAGAAUUAAUACUAAUGAAUUUUGGCCAUUAUUACGAUCACUUUAUCAAUGUCAUAUGAUCGAUAAGAAUAAAUCAGAUCAAGCAUUCUGUUGUGUUGGCUGUAUGAUUGGUUUUGCAUCAGCCAUACAACGCAUUUCUGAAUGGAAUCCAAAAGAUGUUGUCAAUAAAAUGAUUCAUUUAAAUAUUGAAGAAUGGUGUUCCGAUAUGAAUAUUGAUGAUGAUGAUAUUAAUAUUAUUAGUAAUAACAACAACAACAACAACAAUUCAACAGCAAUAAAAAUUGCCAUUCAAACAUAUAGACAACGAAAAACAUAUAAUAAUGCAGCAUCCGAAAUAUGUUGUCAAGAAACAAUAAAAGCAAUCAAUUCAAGUAUUGAUUGGUGUAAUCUUCGUCCAGCACCAUGUGCUCAUCGUUGUCAUGAUGCUAAUAAUAAUAAUAAUAAUAAUACUAUAAAAUGUUCAUGUUGGGAAGGAUAUCAUCUUGCUGAUGAUCAAAAAAACUGUAUCGAUAAUGAUGAAUGUCAAGAAUCAACACAUGGUUGUAAUAUAGCAUAUGAAAUGUGUUCAAAUACUGAUGGUGGUUAUCAAUGUUUACCAAAAAUGACUGAUGGUCUUGUACAGCCAGAUAUUAUUGGCAAUCGUGAUGAAUGUUCUUUUGGUUUCUAUUUCAACUAUACUUAUAAUCAAUGUAAAGAUAUCGAUGAAUGUGCACAAGGAACACAUAAUUGUAAUCAUCGUUUUCAGGUUUGUAUGAAUAUACCUGGAUCAUGGAAAUGUAUCCAAGUUGGAUCGGAAUGUCCAAAAGGAUUUCGACGUUUAGGUCCAAGUACCAUUUUUGAUACCGGUUGUCGUGAUAUUGAUGAAUGUAUUGAAGGAUUGAAUAAUUGUGAUUAUUUACAUGAAAAUUGUGAAAAUCAUAUCGGUACAUUUAGUUGUGAAGAGAAACCAAAUAUAACUUUACUUACAUUAUCUACACGUAAUACAUCAUCAUUAUUUUUGGCACCUAUUUCCGGAUUAUUAUUAUCAACAAAUAAAAGUGGCGACAAAUACCCGAUGAAAGAGGCGCCAAUAUCACUUUGUCCAAAAGGUUAUCAUUUUGUACGAUUCAGUGGCAUGUGUGAAGAUAUUGAUGAAUGUCGUAUUGGACAACAUAAUUGUGAUCUUUCUCGAAAUAUAUGUGUAAAUUUUCCUGGAUCAUAUAAAUGUCGACCUAAUAAUAAACAGAUGACAAACAUUAUUGCCGAAUUCAAUGAUGAUGAUAUUAAUAAUGGAACUGAUUCUGAUAUUAAUUUCUAUGAAUGGAAUCCAUACAACAAUGAUACAAACCUAAUGAAACAAAAUGAACGAAAAAAACAUGAUAAUCAUUCAAUGGCUAAUAUACCGGUUGUUUGUCAGGAAGGAUUUUCAAGGAAUCCAUUUUUCAAUAUUUGUGAAGAUAUUGAUGAAUGUCGACGAACACUUAGUCCAUGUCCAAGUAAUUCAUUCUGUCAUAAUAAAUUUGGUAGUUUUAAUUGUCUUUGUAAGACUGGAUUUAUUAAGAAUCGACAAACAAAUGAAUGUGAUGAUAUUGAUGAAUGUGAACAGAAAUUAAGUCAUUGUCCAUCGACAAUGCGUUGUGUGAAUACUAUUGGUUCAUUUGAAUGUAUUCAUCAUCAUCAUUAUCAACAACAACAACAACAACAACGAACAUUAACACGACAACGGCAACGACAACAUCGAAAAAAUUUCCAAAAACAUUAUCAUCAAUGUUCUGAAAAGAAAAUACAUGAUCCAAUUGUAAAUAAAUGUGUCAUGAAAGAAAAAGACUUAACAGAUUCUACUAGACAAGAUUCACGAUUGUUAACUAAAUUCGUAAAACCAAUUAUUGCCGAUGAUAUACCGACCAACAAUGUAGCCGUUAAUCGAAAUGGAAUAUUAAAUAAUAAUGACGUCAUAACUAUGAGAAAUUCUUUCAUCGAUCAACAUACUGGUACAAUGAAACCAAAUAAACAACAAUUGAAUAAAUGCAAAUUUGGUGAACGUAUGAUUGAAGGUGAAUGUAAAGCUGUUGAUUGUGGCCAAGGAUUUUUCUAUAAUGAAACCGAAAAACGUUGUCAAGAUAUGAAUGAAUGUCUGGAAUAUUCUCCAUGUAAAAUUGAUGAAAAAUGUACAAAUACAAUCGGUAGUUAUCGUUGUAGCCGUAAAUGUAAUUCAGGCUAUCGUAUGAACAUAAAUGGCCAUUCAUGUGAAGAUAUUGAUGAAUGUAUAGAAAGAUCAUAUUCAUGUCCAGCGAAUAAAAUUUGUAAAAAUCGUCUUGGUAGCUAUUCUUGUGAAUGUCGUGUUGGUUUUAUUGCAACACGUGAUGGUAUCUGCGAAGAUAUUGAUGAAUGUGAACAAGGUGAUGAAUUAUUGUGUGAAUAUCCUGAAACACAAAAAUGUGUUAAUACGAUUGGAUCAUAUCGUUGUGAAUGUCGUCAAGGAUAUCGUCAAAUUAUCAAUGAUGAAAAGAUUUUCGAAUCAUCAUCAUCAUCGAUAUUCAUCGACAUUAAUGAUGAUAAUGAUAAAAAUAUCAACUAUAUUAACAUGAAAUGUAUCGAUAUAGAUGAAUGCCAGAAUCGAACAUUAAAUAAAUGUCAUCAUCAUUGCCAGAAUUAUAUUGGAUCAUAUAAAUGUUCAUGUUAUUCUGGAUAUAAACUAGAUAAUGAUGGCCAUAGCUGUAUUGAUGAAAAUGAAUGUGAAAUGUUUAAUACAUCAUCAAAUCUAAUUCAUAAUAAUGAUGAAUAUAUGAAUGAUGGUCGUAUUUCAGAGAUUGAUGAUCAACAAAGACAUCAGCAGCAGCAGCAGCAACUACAACAACAAUCAUCCUUAUGUUAUUAUAAAUGUAUUAACGUACCUGGUUCAUUUCGUUGUAUAUGUCCACCUGGAUAUGAAUCAUUAAAAGAAGGUAGUAUUUGUCGUGAUAUUGAUGAAUGUGAACAACAAGAUGAUGUUUGUCAGGACAAUGAAUUCUGUUUGAAUAUUCGUGGCAGUUAUCGUUGUAUUACAAUUGAUUGUCCGGAGGGAUAUUUUUUCGAAAUGAAAACUAAAAAAUGUCUACGUCAUCAAGAUGGUGUUAUGGGAUUUCGUGAUCUAUCCAAACCAAUUUCUUAUUCAUACAAUUAUCUAUCAAUUGUUUCGAAUCUACGAAUACCAAAAUCAUUGGAAUAUUUUGAUCUAGUUUCAUUGGGUGGUAAAGUAUUCGCUAUACCUGGUGUUAAAUAUAGUUUAACAUUGAAUUCGGCACGGCCAACACGUAAUGAUGUGCGGCCAGCUAAACGUGAAGAUUUCAUAUUAAGACGGCCACGUUCUGAUCAGAUUAUUGUUGCAUUGAUUGAACCGCUGCAAGGACCACAAGAUGUUGAUCUUGAAUUGACAAUAAGCCUAUAUCCUGAUGAUAAAUUUAGUGGUAUGAGUAAAGCACUCAUUUAUAUUAUCGUAUCUGAAUAUGUAUUUUAAUCAUAUGAUGAUUCAUUUCAAAUUAUCAAGUACAUCAUCAAUCAUGAUUCAUGAAUGAAUUGAUAAAU